This is a messenger RNA of Rotaria sordida, 1176 nucleotides long. The record is from the annotation of a GenBank genome assembly. NCBI's taxonomy places the organism in Eukaryota, Metazoa, Rotifera, Eurotatoria, Philodinida, Philodinidae.
AUGAAUAAAUUUAAACGAAAACUAGUUUUCAAUGAAUUAUUAGAGGAACCAACGAAAAAAUUUCGAAAUCAAUUAAUAACAUGCAUUGAAGACUUAUCAAAUGAAAUCUUUUAUGAAAUAUUUGAUUAUUUGAAUGGUUGUGAAAUAGUUAAAACAUUUUCUAAUCUUAAUUUUCGAUUUAAACAAUUACUUUAUUCUUCAUCACUUCUAAUUAAAACUCAUUUUUAUUUAUUUAAUUAUGAUAAGAUGAUAAAUACAUCUAAUGACUUAGAAAUAUUCUCAACUGAAAUAUAUUUAAAUUUAAAAAUCUUAUCUAUUCAUUGUUCAGAUAAUAUUAUUUUUCUUGACGCUUAUCGAUGGGAAAAAUUAAUUUUACAUUAUUAUCCUCAAUUAGAAAUAUUCUAUUUCAUAUAUUAUGAUCAUAUGAAUAAUGAUAAUCAAUAUUCAACAUAUUCUUAUGGUUUAAAUCAAUUUUCAUCAUCAUUUUGGAUUCAACAUAGAUGGAUAUUCAACGUACAAAUUGAUAAUACAGAUAUCAAAUAUAUGAUUUAUCCAUAUAGAAACAUGUGGUAUAAUUAUAUACUUGAAGAUAAAAAUAUUCAAUAUUCAACAUCAACAUCUUUAAAAUUGAUUAGUUUUAAUACAUUAUAUGAUGAUAUGAUGAUCAAUAACAUAAAACGUAUUUUAGUAAUCACACAAGUUUAUCACUUAAAUAUUCAUAAAAUACCAACAUCAAUUUGUUUAUUAAUCCGAAUGAUAAACAUAUUACCUGAUUUAUUAACAUUAAAAAUUUAUUCAUUAUUAUUUGAUGGAGACAGAGGAUUAAACAUGGAAGAAUUUUCUAUUUUUUGUACAAAAAGAAGUCGAAUUAAUGCUGUUUAUGUUGAAGUGCUCAACAAUAUACACUGCGUUGGUAUUUUGAUCAUGGUUUGCCAUUAUAUAAAACAUUUCCAAGUAAAGCAUAUCAUUAAUAUGAAUAUUCAAAUGUUUUUACAAAUUAUUCUCAAAGAAAUAACACAUAGGAAUAAUCAUUAUCUUCAUUCAUUAUGUUUUCACGAAACAGCAGCGAAUUAUCAAACAAUUGAAUAUUUACAAGAAAUAAAUAAAUAUGAACAAUUACUUGUUGAUUUUACAAUUAAACGUAUAAAUAAUAAUAUCUAUUUACAAUGGAAAUAA